GGUGCCGCAGCGGGCCCGGCGGAGCGGAGCCAUGGCCGCGGGGCUGCUCCUGCUCCCGCUGCUGCUGCCGGUGCUGCUUCCGCUCCCGCCGCCCGGCCGCGGGCAGGGCUUCGGCCAGACCCGCUUCGUGUGCACCUCGGUGCCGCUGGACGGGGACAUGUGCGCUGCCGCCGCGCUGGGCACCGGCUCGGCCGAGGAGCUCAAGAGCACGGUGCUGCAGCUGCGGGAGACCGUGCUGCAGCAGAAGGAGACCAUCAUGAACCAGAAGGAGACGAUCCGAGAGCUCACGGCCAAGCUGGGCCGGUGCGAGAGCCAGAGCGUGGUCGAGCCGCCGCCAGGCGACGGCAAGGGCAGGAAACCGUCGGUCUCCAAGAACACCAUGGGCGAUCUGUCACGGACACCCGCGGCCGAGACCCUCAGCCAGCUGGGACAGACGCUGCAGUCCCUCAAGACCAGGCUGGAGAACCUGGAGCAGUUCAGCAGGAUGAACUCCUCCAGCCAGACCAACAACCUGAAGGACAUCCUGCAGAACAAAAUCGACGACCUGGAGAAGCAGGUUCUGUCCCGGGUGAACAGCCUGGAGGAGGGCAAGUUCAACCCCCGGAACGAGUCCGAGGAGCGCGGCAAGAUCGAGAGCACCCUCACCUCGCUGCACCAGCGCAUCAGCGACCUGGAGAAAGGCCAGAAGGACAACCGUCCCCCGGACAGGUUCCAGCUCACCUUCCCGCUGCGCACCAACUACAUGUAUGCCAAGGUGAAGAAGAGCCUGCCCGAGAUGUACGCCUUCAGCGUCUGCAUGUGGAUAAAGUCCACGGCUUCCCCCGGCAUGGGCACCCCCUUCUCCUACGCCGUGCCUGGGCAGGCGAACGAGCUGGUGCUCAUUGAGUGGGGCAACAACCCCAUGGAGAUCCUCAUCAACGACAAGGUGGCCAAACUGCCCUUUGUCAUCAACGAUGGCAAGUGGCACCACAUCUGUGUCACCUGGACCACGCGGGACGGCGUGUGGGAAGCCUACCAGGAUGGCACGCAGACCGGCAGCGGUGAGAACCUGGCGCCCUACCACCCCAUCAAACCCCAGGGGGUCCUGGUGCUGGGCCAGGAGCAGGACACGCUGGGCGGCGGGUUCGAUGCCACGCAGGCCUUCGUGGGGGAGCUGGCCCACUUCAACGUGUGGGACAGGAAGCUGAGCCCGGGGGAGGUCUACAGCCUGGCCACCUGCAGCACCAAGGCGCAGGCGGGCAAUGUCAUCGCAUGGGCCGAGGCCAACAUCGACAUCUACGGCGGGGCCACCAAGUGGACUUUUGAGGCCUGUCGCCAGCUCAACUAGAGCCACGGACGGGAGGAGCCUCCUCAUCGGGUUCUUCUCUUCCUUUGGGUUUUGUUUGGUUGGGUUUUCCCUCCUCUUUUCGCGCUGAACCACCCGAGAACGAAGCCACCCCCCCCCAUCCCUGGGAGCGGGGCUGCCCUGGCAGCAGGGCGCCCGCUCCCCCAGCCCCACGACCCCCGGUUUCUGUCUUGCCAACGU
Molecule: messenger RNA, 1525 nt
Organism: Neopsephotus bourkii (Bourke's parrot)
Lineage: Eukaryota; Metazoa; Chordata; Aves; Psittaciformes; Psittacidae
Gene: NPTX1
Product: neuronal pentraxin 1
Exons: 5
Coding region: 32-1327 (431 amino acids)
Biological process (GO): axonogenesis involved in innervation
Cellular component (GO): plasma membrane; neuron projection
Source: RefSeq, a predicted model, not a curated record